This is a messenger RNA of Dovyalis caffra, 523 nucleotides long. Lineage: Eukaryota; Viridiplantae; Streptophyta; Magnoliopsida; Malpighiales; Salicaceae. The record is from the annotation of a GenBank genome assembly.
AAUGGUGUGUGAUGAGGUUAGGAACAUCACUCAUUCAAUCGAUGGUAAAUCCGUAUCCGAUGUUUAUCAUGUGACAAUCUAUUGGAUUGAUGCCGAGGAAAGUCUCGUCGGUCGAUCAAUCCGGGCACGUGGUGCUAACCUAGAUCGGUUAUGGAUGCCGGAGAUCAAGACGGCGGUAUACGUUCCUCUUGGCUACAGGUUCAAUCCUACUGAUUCUGAACUUGCUUGCCAUUAUCUUUACAACAAAGUCAUGGGCUUUCCUCUUUCUUGUCCUCACAUUGUUCAAGAUUAUGAUUUGUACGGUCAGGAGGAGCCCUGGCAAGUUUGGGACAAAUUUGGAAGAUCGAAUAAUGACGAAGACGACGACGACGAUAUUGACGACGACGGGGCUGCCGAUCCUCCAAAUUUGAACGUGCUGUUUGCUCCGAUUGUGGCCGUUGGCAUGGUGACCACCUUCGCACUUUCCAUUCUAAUGGAAUUACUUGGAAUCGCAGGAGAUAUUGCUACAAGAAUCCCAACAUAG